AUGAUGGGCAGCUCUCAUAGCGACGGCGCCGCCUUGAUCCAGUCCAGUACGGCCUGGAUCAUAGGCGCUUUCCUCGUCCUGAUCCUCAUCGUCGUAUUAUUAAGUAUCGGUCUGCGAAUUCUGUACGUUCGCAAAUGGAAGCCACGCUACGAGAAGGUGGAAGACCCUGCCAGAGAUGUAGAGGCAGCCGGAGGCGCUCAGACCCGGCAAAGAACCCUCUCUGAGAUCGACACAAGCUAUGCACCAACAACGCCGGCGCCUGCAACCAUGGCGAUGAGGGCGAGCGUGGACGAGGGGGAAAUCGCCCGGAGCGAGGCUCUCCACGGCUACUACCAGGCGCCUUCCGAGGUCAGAUACAACCCAGGUCCUGAAAGUGGCGAAGACAGGAAGACCAUGUUUACUUGA
This is a messenger RNA of Diaporthe citri, 405 nucleotides long. RefSeq lists its product as uncharacterized. Bases 1 to 405 code for a protein of 134 amino acids. The transcript has a single exon. Lineage: Eukaryota; Fungi; Ascomycota; Sordariomycetes; Diaporthales; Diaporthaceae. The record is from RefSeq and is a predicted model, not a curated record.